Molecule: messenger RNA, 1945 nt
Organism: Cygnus olor (mute swan)
Lineage: Eukaryota; Metazoa; Chordata; Aves; Anseriformes; Anatidae
Gene: TIGAR
Product: TP53 induced glycolysis regulatory phosphatase
Exons: 6
Coding region: 98-937 (279 amino acids)
Biological process (GO): fructose 2,6-bisphosphate metabolic process; negative regulation of glycolytic process; fructose 1,6-bisphosphate metabolic process
Cellular component (GO): cytosol
Molecular function (GO): fructose-2,6-bisphosphate 2-phosphatase activity
Source: RefSeq, a predicted model, not a curated record
AGGAGGAGGAGGAGCAAUGGCGGCUGCCGCCCCGUGACGUCACCGCCGGGCGCCGCAGUGCGGGCCCCGGUAGCCGGCGUCGUGGUCGUGGGCGGUCAUGGUUCGCUUCGGGCUGACCGUCGUCCGGCAUGGAGAAACAAGAUACAACAAAGACAAGAUACUGCAAGGUCAAGGAGUAGAUGAGCCGCUCUCUGCAACUGGUUUCAAACAAGCAGAUGCUGCUGGUUUAUUUCUCAGUAAUGUAAAAUUUACUCAUGUCUUUUCAAGUGACCUCCUUCGAGCAAAGCAGACUGCUGCCACAAUUAUAGGAAAAAAUAAGUUUUGCAAAGAUUUGGAAAUCAAGUAUGAUGCAAGACUUCGAGAGAGAAAAUAUGGUGUUGCAGAAGGAAGGCCUUUGACUGACCUCAAGGCUAUGGCAAAGGCUGCUGGAGAACAAUGUCCUGCAUUCACACCUUCUGGAGGAGAAACGCUAGAUGAAGUAAGAGAACGUGCAAAGGAUUUUUUUGAAUUUCUAUGUCAGCUAGCUGUUGAAGUGGAACAGAAAGAGCGAGAGAUGCAUGGUGCAGCAAGCAGAAGCUCAGGAACAUCUGAAGAACAGUCAGUUUUCCCUUGGACAAAUCACUGCAGUCAGCCAGGACUUAGCUCUGAUAAUGGUGGAGCUUCUAAAGUAUUAGAUGCCAAUAUCUUAGUGGUGAGUCAUGGAGCCUACAUGAGGAACUGGAUUGGUUAUUUUGUUUCAGAUCUCAAGUGUACUUUACCAGCAAACUUAACAAAGUCUCAGUUGUCUUCUGUCAGUCCCAAUACAGGAGUUAGUCACUUCAUUAUAAAACUUCAAAAUGGAAGUAGAUUAGAACCUGAAAUCAGGUGUGUUUGUCUUAAUCAAGACUCGCACUUGGUGGAUGUGGGAGCUGAAUGUGUAGCUCAGAAAGUGUUUUAAGAGUUUUUAUAGGGGGGAGUGGUUUUCAGUCACCAUUAUACUAAGCUUGGGAAAGGUAUUUAUAUCGACUGGAGUUAUUGGCACUAAACUGCAAGAUUGAAGACACGCAACUGCCUACCAUCUUAAAAUAACAUUCAGUUUGCAUGCUCCUAGUACAUGUAUAAGUUGGUGCUGGAGAAACAAUACAUGUUCUUUAUGAACAGUAACAUCCAGUCACUUGCAUGCCUGCUCCUACAGUGAAUAUUUUUAAAAACUGUUUUUUUGUUAGUCCAUAAAUAUUUUAGUUAUCUUCAGGUAAAGCAGUUGGGGCAGGGGAGAGUAACGGUACCUAAAAAAAUGAACUAUACUGUAUUCUUGUUUUAUUACAAAAUGCUAUAUUGUAGUAUUAACACUUGUUAUUUUGAAGUAAUUUUUUGAAUGCAAUAGUAUAACUUAAAAAGGGGUAUUGCCUAGUGGAAAAGGUUGGUACAGAGUCAGAUGACACGUUCCUGAUUCUGAUACUAAAUAACUGUGAGACUCUGGGCAAACCUCUUCUCCAUUUUCCCAACAGGGAUGAUGAUAUACCUACCUCGCAGGAGCGUUUUGUAAGAAAAUGUUAGUGUGGUUGAGACCUCUGUUGCAGAGCACUGUACACAAACAUAAAGUACUUAUUUUUAACUGUAAGCAGAAUGAGGAACCUCAUGCGCACAUAGUUGAAACAAUGGCCUCUAUUCCAAAAAACAACCUUAUCAAUAUGGUAAACUGUACCUGACUGGAAUCCUGUUGUCUGUUGCAGUCAUAUACUUAAUGGAUGAGUAUUUUUGCCUGGAAUUAGGCAACUUUGAUUGCUUGAUUUGUUGAUGACUGAUUGCAUAUAGCUGCUGUUAGUGCUGCAUACCUUCCCCACUGGGGUGUUUGUAGUGUUACUGUGCAAGCUUAUCUGAUUUAUGUUAUUUAUAAUCUCCACAUACCUUUUCUUCAUUUGCGUAUUUAAGCCUGUAAAAAUGAAUUAAAGGCUCCUGAACAGAA